Molecule: messenger RNA, 2731 nt
Organism: Cololabis saira (Pacific saury)
Lineage: Eukaryota; Metazoa; Chordata; Actinopteri; Beloniformes; Belonidae
Gene: lrrc75ba
Product: leucine rich repeat containing 75Ba
Exons: 4
Coding region: 385-1506 (373 amino acids)
Source: RefSeq, a predicted model, not a curated record
CCUAAACAGCAGCGUAAAGCAGAGACAGGGGAGGAUGAGGCAGCCGGAGCGUCUUCAUCAUCCCAGCCAAGCGCACGUAGCCCCGCCGAGGAGGGACGCACCAAAACAGUGACGGCUGCACCAGAAAUUGACGAGCAUUUGGACUGUUUUUUCUGCACCGGAUCCCGGCUCUGCAGCUCGGGCCAGACAGCAGGAGCAUCCGCUGGCAGGGAAAACAAACCGGGGCUGGGCAAGUGGGGUUGUCCUUCUGCCGAUAUUUGUCUGAGCGGCAUCACAAGCGCCGCCUGUAUCCGACAACAACAACAUCAGCAUCCUCAGCAUCCUCAGCAUCAUCCUCAGCAUCAGCAGCAGCAGCAGCAUCAGCAUCAGCAGCAGCAGCCUGCCAUGGGGUCCAGACUCAGCAGGCAGAACAGCCUCGACAACGAGAAUUUCUCCAAGAAGCGCCGCAAGCUGCAGCACGGCGGUGCCGGGGAGGGCGGCCGGGGCGGCCGGGGCGGCGGGGACUUUCUGUUUGCACUGAUGCUCAAGUCGGACAAGCUGCCCGGGAUGCUGCGCAGGAGCAACCACAGCCCCUACAUGAGGCGGGUGACGUGGAUCAAGGAGAUCCAGAAGCUGCUGCGCGACCGGCGGAUUGAGCAGGCGACGGACGUGCUCAAACUGCUGAGGAAGGAUCUGGGUCUGGAGGGGGCCUCGCUUAACGACAUUUUGUACAAAAACGCUGCCUUCCUCAAUCUGGUGGACCCGAUCUCGCACGAACUGCUGGUCAGUUUGGCUCGAGAGAUGCAGUGUCCGAAGAAGGAUGCAGACAUUAUAAAGUCUUCCGAUAAGAUUUGUCGACAGCUGAUCUACCACCUGACCCCGCACUCCAAGUGGCUGCGGCAGAGCAUGUCCAGACGGAAAUCCCAGGCCUGUCUCAAGACGACUCUGCAGAAAAAGCUGUCCAGCGACAGCAUUGACUUGUCCGGGAUCACUCUGUCCGCCCGCGACGUCCGGCAAAUCGCCUUCUACCUCCAAAACAACAGGGACAACGUGGUCGCUGUGGACAUCAGCUUUACUGAGCUCCAGGACGACAACCUGAGGAUACUGCUGCCCCUUCUCGCCUCACUGCCCAAACUCAGCACCCUGGCUCUCAACGGCAACCGCCUCACCCUGGCCAUACUCAAAGACCUCACGGAAAUGCUCAAAGAUCCCAAGAAUUUCUCCAACCUGGCAUGGAUCGACCUGGGCAACAACGUGGACAUUUUUACGAUGCCUCAACCACUGCUGGUGGCGUUGCGCCGGCGCUGCAGCUUGAAGAGCAGCCUCCCCACCAUCUACGAGUACACAGAGGGGCAGCCCUACUCCUACCACCUGGAGACCUCCAUCGAGGAGCCCAGCCACUACGAGGAGGAGGAGGAAGAGGUAGAGGACGAUGAUGACUUGCAGAAUAAGUACGAGCUGGAGCCGUGGGGUUUAGGGGAGAAGCAGCUCUCCAAAGACUUCACCCUCCACUACUGUGAGAGGUGAUGGGGCGUUCUCUCUGCAAGGCUCGUUCAACUGUGGUUGAAACAUUGUCCCACAGCACUUCAGUACUUCCUUCACCUUCUUGACCUCACACCACGAGCCCAGUCACCCUUUGAGGCACGAGGGACACCUGUGCCCACAUUGUGAACUUCCCGUCCUGACACGGCUGACCAAGAUACUCCCAACCAUCUCCGAGUUGACCCACACAAGAUAGUGAUAACGAAGUGACGGCCAGGAACGGCGGACUUACUGUGCUGGUGGAUGGUGCUCUUGGGAACAAGGUGCGGUUUCAUUGGAGGGGGGCUGGAAGAAAUAAUGAACCAGUGGUCUCUCUCUUUCUGUCUCUUUUUUCCCCCUCUAUCGCUCUGUCUCUUUCUCUCUCUGUGUGACAGUGGCAGCCGAGGAGCCAGUCUCGAGGAGGUUUUAUUCAGUCGCUUGGGUAAUGUAGCAGCAUCCCGGCGGUGGCUGACGUGGAACUGGAGUUAGUUUGGGAACGGUGGGUCCCGCUGGGGUCUCUACCAGGACUGAGUCUGUCUCUGGCAGGCAGGGCCUCGCUCCACAUUGUGUGUUCUCUGUUAAUCUCUCAACAAAAGCUAUGACACAAGUUCAACAGACUAUACAGCCGACUACCCAUCACGUGACACCGGGAAAACUGCUAGGUCGACUUUUUGCGUUUUCCCCCCCUUUCCAAAUGUCCACUUGUGAAUACCCGUGCAGCCCUUGUGUUGAUGUAAAUGAGGACACAAACCAUGGCUCUGUUGUGUUUCCACGGGCUAUUUUUGUGCACUUUGGUGAACAAAGCAAUCUUAGAAGACAACAGGUAGGACUCAACAAUGGAUAGCGGUCACUGAUUGUUUUUGUCCUAAAAGCUGAUACUCACCUCUUUGUUAUUAUGGAGCUUUUUAGAUCCUCACCAGUGUUUUAGUGCAUUUAUGAAACUACAGCCAGCUGUUAAUGUGGGCCACUGAGUCAGAGCGGUGGCCGAACUGCCCGUCCUACUGCCAUUUGUCUCCACAGGUAUGUUGUCAUUUCCAUUUAAUGGCCCUGUGUUACGAGACACAUCUGUGACUGUUAUAUAUUGGUUCUUCUCUGUCUUCAGUAGCAUAUAAUGACUAAGUUAGUCACAGCAACGCUCUACAAAGUACAUUAAGUAGGGCUGGGCGAUAUGGACCAAAAGUCAUAUCUCGAUAUUUUCUAGCUGAAUGGCGAUACUCGAUAUAUAUCGAUA